Molecule: messenger RNA, 1034 nt
Organism: Acomys russatus (golden spiny mouse)
Lineage: Eukaryota; Metazoa; Chordata; Mammalia; Rodentia; Muridae
Gene: Sycp3
Product: synaptonemal complex protein 3
Exons: 9
Coding region: 75-845 (256 amino acids)
Biological process (GO): spermatid development; meiotic cell cycle
Cellular component (GO): synaptonemal complex
Source: RefSeq, a predicted model, not a curated record
GGCCGACCAAUCAGCGGAGAGUUUGGUCGGGGCCACGCCGUAUUUUCUCCCGCCCAAAGGCGAAGGUUCCUCAAAUGCUUCGCGGCUCCGGAGACGAGGAGGAUUCCUCUCUGGAGGAGCUGAAGAAACGUCUAAAGAUGGUGGCUGGUGGAAGAAAGCAUUCUGGGAAAUCUGGGAAGCCACCAUUAGUGGAUCAGCCUCAGAAAGCCUUUGACUUUGAGAAAGAAGAUAAAGAUCAGUCUUGUUCAGAGGAGGAUGUUGUUGAUGAAAAGACUCCAGUAAUUGAUAAACACGGAAAGAAAAGAUCUUCUGCAGAAAUAAUUGAAGAUGUGGGAGGCGAAGUACAGAAUAUGCUGGAAAAAUUUGGAGCUGACAUCAACAAAGCUCUUCUUGCUAAGAGAAAGAGAAUAGAAAUGUAUACCAAAGCUUCUUUCAAAGCCAGUAACCAGAAAAUUGAGCAAAUUUGGAAAACACAACAAGAGGAAAUACAGAAGCUUAACAGUGAAUAUUCUCAGCAAUUUAUGAGUGUAUUACAGCAGUGGGAACUGGAUAUGCAGAAAUUUGAGGAACAAGGAGAAAAACUAACUAAUCUUUUUCGACAACAACAAAAGAUUUUUCAGCAGUCUAGAAUUGUUCAGACCCAGAGACUGAAAGCAAUCAAACAGUUACAUGAGAAGUUCAUAAAGAAUUUGGAGGAUGUGGAGAAGAAUAAUGAUAAUCUAUUUACUGGCACACAAAGUGAACUUAAGAAAGAAAUGGCUAUGUUGCAAAAAAAGGUUAUGAUGGAAACUCAGCAGCAAGAGAUGGCAAAUGUUCGAAAGUCUCUUCAAUCCAUGUUAUUCUGAUGAGUCUUUGAAGAAAGAACUUGAACCUAUGUAAUAUGAUACAAUUAAAACAUUAAGAGGCAUGCCUUUAGAAGUUAUAUACUAUAACAUCUGUAAUAAUUAGCUAAGUGGAAGAUUUCUGCUCUGUAAACUUAAAUAAACCUAAACACUGUAUAAAAUAGCAGCUAUUCUAGUGUAUCAAGCUUUCAG